ACGAUUUAUUUCCCUUUAUUAAUAAAAUCUCAUGCUCAUUCUCGGAAAUCCCAAAUCCCCCUUUUUCCCCUCUUUUUAAGCAGCAUUUUCAGCAGAUAGGGUUCCAAAUUUUCCUUCUCUGAUCUAGGGUAUAAACCCCCACCGCCGAUUCCGGUCUAGUAGCCGUUAACCAAUAGUUAGUCCCGCCGAUUCAUCCCGUUGUUGUCCGUUAGAGGGUUGGAGGCUUUGGAUCUGUCAUUUUUGGUACGGUUUGUGGGUUUUUCGUAAUUUGAAUUUUUGACCGUUAUUUCGUCGGAGAUGUCGGGGGUGGAGGCGGAGAAGAAGGUUGAGGAGAAACAGGAAGAGGCUGUGAAGGGUGGAGAGUUGUUGUUCUGUGGUGCCACGUGCUGGGAUGCCAUUGGUCGUCGCAGGGUAUCCUCGGAGUGUAACUUGGUCUCUCCCACUCGGCUUCGGCCUCUCGUCGGCGUUGACAUUCGCUUCGUUGCCUCUGGUUCAACAUCUUGUCAUUGUGUGGCAUUGGAUGUGGAAGGACGUUGCUAUACUUGGGGGCGCAAUGAGAAGGGACAACUUGGUCAUGGCGAUAUUAUUCAGCGCGAUAGGCCAACGGUUGUGUCGGGACUGUCAAAGUAUAAUAUCAUUAGGGCGGGGUCUGGGAAGAGCCAUACAGUGGUAGUAACUGAAGAUGGGCUCUCCAUGUCCUUUGGCUGGAAUAAACAUGGGCAGCUUGGUACAGGAUCCACUAAAAAUGAACUUGAGCUGUCUCCUGUACGUUGUCUAGUAUCUGAAGUAAAAAAUGCUGCUUGUGGGGCUGAGUUUACUGUGUGGUUAACUUCUGUUGAAGGAGCUUCUAUACUAACUGCUGGUCUUCCACAGUAUGGUCAGCUUGGACAUGGAACUGACAAUGAGUACAAUACUAAAGAUAGCUCAGUCAGACUUGCUUAUGAGGCCCAACCUCGCCCUAGGGCAAUACCAUCUCUUGCUGGAGAAACCAUAGUCAAAGUUGCUUGUGGAGCAAACCAUUCAGUGGCGGUGGAUACAAAUGGCUUUGUUUACACGUGGGGCUUUGGUGGUUAUGGGAGGCUUGGGCAUAAAGAACAGAAGGAUGAGUGGAUUCCUCGACGAGUUGAUGUUUUCUCAAAGCACAAUGUUGUGCCUCCAGAUGCAGUGAUUUCAGCUGGUUCACUUAAUUCUUCAUGUACAGCCGGUGGAGGGCAGUUGUAUAUGUGGGGCAAAAUAAAGAACAACGGGGAUGAUUGGAUGUAUCCUAAACCUUUGAUGGAUUUAAGUGGCUGGAAUUUACGAUGCAUGGAUUCUGGCUAUAUGCACCAUUUUGUUGGUGCUGAUGCCUCUUGCAUAAGUUGGGGCCAUGCACAGUCAGGGGAGCUGGGAUAUGGACCUAAUGGGCAAAAAUCUUCUGCACUCCCUAAAAAAGUAGACACUCUUGAGGGCAUGCAUGUUGUAAGUGUUGCUUGUGGAUUCGCCCACUCUCUGGUGGUUGUUGAUAGAACAAAUGUCGGUGAUCGACUUGAUCAGCUUGAUGUCUAUGAUGGCAAAGCUUCUGGCGAAGUGAGUGAAGAACCUGGGAGUAAAAUUCCAGUUUCUAAAAAAAGUACCAAAAAGGGUGCUGCUGCUAAAACAUCUGAGAGCAACAAGAAGAGGAAGAAGUCCAAAGAAUCAUCAGAGUCGGAUGAUGACGAUGAAGAUGAAGAUGAAAAUAGUGACGAAGACAAUGAUGACAGCGAAGCAGAGGUGAAUGGGAAAGCAGACCACAAGAGGCAACGCGGUGGAAAAGCUUCUGGCAGAGGUCGAGGCAAGAGUGCUAGCAAGCCCACUGCAGAGCCUAAAAGCAGCAGCGGGCGUGGGAGGAGCCGCCCUCCUGUAGAGAAGGGCUCACAGUCACAGAGCACCAAGGGAAAAGGAAAUUCAGGAAAGAGGGGAAGACCCCGGAAGUUAUGAGCUACUACAAUUUUUCUUUUGGGGGAACUAUUGUGCGAGUGCCGGGGAAAAAGAGUACUUAAUGUGUUUGAGAAGGUUGCCUUCUAUCCAAUUUUCUAAUUUUGGAAGAAGGGAGACUAUGUAAAUUUUUCCCUUAUGAUUCAAUUCUUAGUGAACUAAUGGCAAAACUGCUUAUAUGACGAGAGGUUUGAUGUCCUCUUUUUUUAAUAGUAAUAACUUUUAGUGUUUAUUUAAAAUUUUUUUUUGUGGUUCAACGGU
Messenger RNA from Ilex paraguariensis (yerba mate), 2214 nucleotides. NCBI's taxonomy places the organism in Eukaryota, Viridiplantae, Streptophyta, Magnoliopsida, Aquifoliales, Aquifoliaceae. The record is from the annotation of a GenBank genome assembly.